AUCCCGCCAAAUCUACCGCUUUGUUGAUGACUUCGCGAAUACCGACCAUUCUGUACAAUGGACUGAGCGACAUCCGACGACGACGCGCAUACUAACCCACAGGUACUAACAGACAGCAGCCAUGUCGUCGACGGCAUUGGCAACCACUUCACAGUCCGUGUCGCAGACCUCGACCGGGAGACCCUCUGCAAUCGCCAAAGCACUGCCCAUCCUCAAUACUCCCAAGAAGGAUAUCACCCAGCAGCCUUCGACUCCCGCACGACAGAAUGGACAGUGGACACACCCCAGAAUGGACGAGGUCAUCCGGAGGCGAAAUGCGACCAACUUCGACAGCAGCAAUGUCACCAGCAUCCUGAUCAGCUCCGUGCUGAUCAUUCUGUCGCUCUACACGCCCAACGUCCUCUUCCUCAUAUUCCCCACAAGCUGGCUCGCAGCAGCAUACCCAUAUCCUCGAUACGCGGUCUGGACCUUUCAGGCACUCAUGACCCUGAACAUCGCAAUAGCAACCCUUCCUCUCUGGCGGAAACCCGACGCCUGCGAAGACAUUCCUCUCACACCUCAGCAGCGCAAGCUUCUCGGCCUUCCGCCCAUGACACGCCCCGCGACACCGCAAGAGAAGGAACAAUACGUCACACCACCGCGAUUCUCGCGUUCUAAUACGCCUACGAGCAGGAGCAGCAGCUUGAACGCGACUCGAGGUAACUCGCCACUUUCAGGACGAGGCACGCCCAUCGACGCAAAUGGCAGCUUCCGAAUGAGCGGAUCGGGAUCAAAUUCACUGUGGGGUUCUCCUGCUCAAGGAAACCAAUUACGAAGGACAGAGAGUGGGAAAUCGUUGCUUGGAGAAAGCUUCAGCGAAAGUGGUGGUGAGAGGAGGCGACUGAGUUACACUGCUCUCAGCAAUAGCUCGCCACUUGACAUCAGCGGAUUUGAAUCCAUUGGGAGAAUUGAGACACCAACAAAAGAGAAGCGUGCGAGCGUGGGAUUGAACAACAAGUGGCUGUACGAACGAGGUCGAGGCAGCCCAGGCAACGGGCGCUUGAAGUCGAGUUUACCCGCAGGGAGCAUGUGGUAGGCAAGAAUAACAGGCCUUCGUCUUCCGGCCUUAUUAUCCAGGCAGGGACCAAGAGCAUCAACAACCGACGAGGCACGUUCUCGUAGAAAGAAUCUAUAGAUUCGCUGAUGCACUGCGGGCUGUACAGUAACGAAAGAUGAGCUCCCACGAGUGGCUCGAUGAUAUGGCUCGAUUCUGAUGUGCUACCUUUCCGUUUU
Messenger RNA from Cercospora beticola, 1272 nucleotides. RefSeq lists its product as uncharacterized. Gene Ontology annotation, cellular component: nuclear outer membrane; nuclear pore transmembrane ring. NCBI's taxonomy places the organism in Eukaryota, Fungi, Ascomycota, Dothideomycetes, Mycosphaerellales, Mycosphaerellaceae. The record is from RefSeq and is a predicted model, not a curated record. Gene Ontology annotation, biological process: protein import into nucleus; spindle pole body duplication.